AUGCACCAAGACCCACCACCAUACAUCCUCGCCUGCAAGGCAUGUCGCGCACUGAAAGUACGAUGUAUGCGGACAGGACCCGAGACCGACCCAUGCCAGCGCUGCGCUCGUAUCAAGCACCCGUGCGUCCCGCAGCCUGCAUCACGACGCGGCCGCCCGCCAAAAUCUGUUUCUGGCAAGCGAGAAGGAGCGGAAAGUGUCAAGGGCGAGCCGUACUUGCGGCGCUUCAGCUCCUCGGCGGGCGGCGGCAGCAGCAGCGGGGCAGGAGCAGGAGCAGGAGCAGCAACCCAAGCGACGGGGUCAGGAUCAUCAGCAGCAACGACCAGCAACAACACCAACGGCGGCGGCACACGUGGCGAGACGGACACUCGCGACUUUCUCGCGCAGAGCCUCAUUGCUCUUGCAGAAGGUGCGGCAGGGACAGGCUCUGGUUCCACGUCGGCGUCGACCUCGGCCCCCAUCUCUGCCGCUGAAGGCGCGCCAGCACGUCUGCCCCGCCCCAUGGGUUCGGCACUGUACCCACCUCCCAGACAACCCCAUCGCACAAAUUCGUCCAACAGCGACACGGACGCGACCACACAGCACACCGAGAUGGAGACGGACGACCUGCCAGAGACCUCGGACGCGCUCGUCCCGGCCCCCGUCGACGUCGAGACGGACGCCAUGGAGACGAGCCAGGCGCGCGCACAUAUCCGCAUGGCAGACUACAUCGACCGCUGGGACCGGUUCACGGCCGUGGACAAUACCGAGUCCGACUUUCGCGACUUUAGCGUCUACCCGCCCAUGACGCAGACGGGCGCCAUGGCCGCCAUCAUGGCGCGCGGACCGCGCGUGACGGGCACGCCGGGUGGGUCGGGCCCAGCGAGGGAGCGGCAUGAAAAGUUCCAGCUCGAGGAUCCAGUGCACCUCGGCAUUGUGUCCCUCGUCGAGGCAGAAAACCUCGUGCAGCUCUUCCACCGCAAGCUCAACAUCCAGAUUGCGCUGCUCGAGCCCAAACUCCACACCACAGACUACCUCCGGCGCCGCUCAUCGGUGCUGUUUACCGCCGUGCUCGCUGCCGCGUCCAAAUUUUACCAAAAGGGCGUGUACCCGACGCUGCUCUCGCACGCCAACACCAUUGCGUCGCGCGCCCUCUGGGCCGCGGGAGAGGACACGGCGCUCGUCCAGGCCGUUCUCGUGCUGGUGUACUGGAAGCAGCCGACAGACACGGGCGCCUGGGGCAAGAUUGGCUGGGCGGUGCGGAUGGGCCUGCAGUUCCACUGGGACGACGUGAGGAAGCGGCCGCUCCCUGCGGACAGGAUACAGGCGCUGGAAGUACUGGACGCGGAACGGACGUGGGUUCUGCUGUAUUGCUUUGACCGCGGAUACUCGCACACAUUCGACCUGCCGCCGACCAUGCAGCCGCACCACGUCGGGGACGUGCAGGCGUGGGCGCUCGACCACCCGAACCACUACAACCAGGCCGACCUGCAUCUGGCCGCCGUCAUCGAAUCCAUGAGCCUGCGAGAACACUGGGAAUUGUUCGUCCGCCAGGGCCACCCUGGCACAUACUCUGCGUACCAGCACGUGGUGCUUGCCGAUUUCGAGUCGCGCGCCACCGCCCUGAUUGACAAGUGGUUUGGCAACCGGCGUCCGGCGGCGCUGUCCGGGUUUGUGGUGCACGACGACCUGCGCACGAAAUGGGUCAUGCUCGAGCUCGUGGUCGCGACGAAACGGUACGCGCUGCGCGCGUCGCACAACUCGGCCAUGGACGUCGACAGCCUCCUGCUCGUCGUUUCGGAGAUGGUGUCCAUCAUCGAGACGCUCGCGCACAACGGCACGCUGCGCAUCCUGCAAGACCUGGCAUCGACGUCGGCGUCCGUCUUGGCCAUCUACCUGAAAAAGAUGUUUCCGACGUUUACACGCGGACAGCAAGGGGCCGUCGCGUCGCUGCUCAUGCGCGUCAUGGCAGCGUACGAAAAGGCCAGUGGCGGAGAGACGGACGUGCCUACUGCCUUUGUCGUCCGCUUCAUCCGCCGCGUGCUCGCGCACCUCGGCCAGGUGUUUGAGCAAGGCACGCAGCAGCAUGCGCAUGCGGCGGGGGCGGGGGCGGGGGCAGCCAAGAACGAUCCCACGAUGACGACCGGGUUCACCCCGCUCGCGCUGAGCACGCUCGACGUGGGCAGCAUGACCGGCGCGAGUGCGAGCGGAGCUGGAGGAAGCGGGAGCAGCGGGACCGACACGAUCGACGCGCUCCUCGCCGAACUGGGCGCGUUCGCCAACCCGGCCCCCGAGUUUGACUUUACCGCGCUCGACGACCAGUACUGGUCGGCCCUGUUCCCGAGCGACACGAUCGUGACCUCGGCCGACUUUUUGACGCCACAGAGCGGCAUGGGCCUCGACAGCAACAUUGCGUUUGGCGGGGGCAGCACGCCGUCGGGGACGGGGCACGGCGCGGGCACAGGCGCGUUUGGCGCGGGCGGAGGAGGCAUGGAUCUCGCAAUGGGCCACAUGGGCCCGCCGCAGUCGGCAAGUGGCAGCAGCAGUGCCAGCGGGGGGAUGUGGUCGUGGGCAACCCAGAGCCAGACCCACGGCCACGGCCACGGCCAUGGCCAUGGGCAAGGGUCGGGGCACGGGCAGGUGGGUGCCGAUGGCAGUUUGGGAUACCGCCGCACCAACCGUGUCGUGUAA
Apiotrichum porosum is the source of this 2670-nucleotide messenger RNA. RefSeq lists its product as uncharacterized. The record is from RefSeq and is a predicted model, not a curated record. Bases 1 to 2670 code for a protein of 889 amino acids. Gene Ontology annotation, biological process: regulation of DNA-templated transcription. Lineage: Eukaryota; Fungi; Basidiomycota; Tremellomycetes; Trichosporonales; Trichosporonaceae. The transcript is spliced from 8 exons. Gene Ontology annotation, cellular component: nucleus. Gene Ontology annotation, molecular function: DNA-binding transcription factor activity, RNA polymerase II-specific; zinc ion binding; transcription cis-regulatory region binding.